AUGUUAACGCAUUCAAUUUGGAUUUUUGUGGACUUAUUUCUCUUUAAAAUUGUCAUUGUUCUAUCUUUUGGUAACAUAGACGAUGGUGGAGCCGGCAACGAGUUGAUAAUAACCCGUCAAGCAGCUCGUCCUUUCGAAUGCACUGAAGGAUGUUCUACAAGAUGUCCGACGACUUGUUCUAUUCCAUGCUUAACGCCGUCCAGUGAGACCGUAGAAUUUCAAAAACUUGAAUGUCAGUUAGAACAAGAAUUAAGUAAAGCCUUCGCAGCAUUAAAAGUAGCUGAGCUCAAGGAACAAAAAUUGAGUACAUUAGAAAGCGAAAAAAACAAGUACGCUUUUGUGGCUAUGGAAAAAGUAUUAAAAGCUUCUGAUAAUCUACAAAAUGUGCAGAAUCAACUUAUGGAACAAAGGAAACGGCAACGUUGUUUACACGAACAACUACGCGUUAAUAACGAAGUAUUAAAUAAAUGGAAAUACCGACACCAAGUAAUUGAGAAUUUACUUCUAAGUGCUGAAUCUAGUCUUACCUAUAUGGAAGUUAGAAAGAGAUUAACGCCCGACUGCUGUAAACCAAAUUCAGAUUCUUGUUCCUAGUGUUGACGUCUAAGCCAAUUAGUCAAACUGAUCAAUCUCAACUGUAAUGGGCCUAUGCCCACUUAUGUAUUAAAAAUUGUAGUAGUUGUUUGUGUGGUGCCCUAGAGAUAGGAAUGUAAUAUAAUUUGUUUCUUUUUUUUUCGUUUAUUAAAAAGUUAUAAGUGUUAUAAUUAUUGGAUUUUUAUUAAAUAUUUGUUCAGUGAUCCUGAUAUAAAAGGAACAAGAGCGUUUUUCUUUAAGAUAGAAUUAAAUUUUACAUUUCAGAAGUGUUAUAAAAAUCUCACGUAUAAAAUUACGGCAGAAUUUGUUUCCGUUUAUUUUUAAAAAUUGUAGUUAUUUUGUCAUCGUGUUACUUGCACUGUCAUUAAUGUGUCCGGGACUUACUCCCGAGAACG
This is a messenger RNA of Daktulosphaira vitifoliae (grape phylloxera), 989 nucleotides long. RefSeq lists its product as uncharacterized. Bases 1 to 594 code for a protein of 197 amino acids. The record is from RefSeq and is a predicted model, not a curated record. The transcript has 2 exons. NCBI's taxonomy places the organism in Eukaryota, Metazoa, Arthropoda, Insecta, Hemiptera, Phylloxeridae.